Molecule: messenger RNA, 2473 nt
Organism: Conger conger (European conger)
Lineage: Eukaryota; Metazoa; Chordata; Actinopteri; Anguilliformes; Congridae
Product: olfactomedin-4-like
Exons: 5
Coding region: 195-1571 (458 amino acids)
Biological process (GO): signal transduction
Source: RefSeq, a predicted model, not a curated record
GACUUCCCAAAAUUUAUUUUUGGGGACGCACCGAUCGUGAGUUUCAUAUCUCAUAGCCUCAUGGACAAGACAUGAGAGAGAGUAAGGUACAGUAGAGAGCUAGAGUUAGAGAGAGAGAGAGAGAGAGAGGGAGAGAGAGAGAGAAAGAGAAAAAGAAAAGAGGUGCCUUUCCCGCUCUAAGACUCAUUAUCGAGAUGUCUUCAAUGGUGCGGUUCCCGUUACUGGUGCCUCUGUUGCUGCUGCUGCUCACACAGGAGAGCAACGGCGCACAGCGUGUGAGAGGCCAGAGGAAGGCGGAUGCAUGCGCGUGUGAGGUGAACGCCACGCAGUGGGACUUUCCGGCACAGACGUAUGAGGGAGUGUCCCAGCAGGUGCAGUCCUGCGGAGACUUCCUUGGGAAGAUCCAGGCUCAGGUGCUGUUGACCGAGGAGAAGCUGCCUCUCAUCAAUGCCACAGUGGGGAACAUUACGGCCCGCCUGAAUGCAUUCGAGUACCUGAAAACCAGGGGCUUGUAUCAGACCCUGCACCUGCGGAAGCUGAGUCAGCAGCUGGAGGGGCUCCAGAAGGACAUUAUCUCCACUCACCAGACCAACCCCAGUGCCAAAACACGGAGUCUGACCCAGGAGGCAACUAAGGUGCGUGAGGACGUUACAAAGAUGCAGAAGAGCAACGUGUUCAACCUGGAGGCCGUUCGAGAGAACCUGCGGGCCCUGAGGAACGGCCUGGAGACCUGCAAGACCAUCGAACCCGGCUUCAUGAGUAGCUGCUCUCAGCGGCUCAUGAAAAACAUCAGCUCCCCAUUGGUGACCAAGCUCAGCCCCUACGGAAAGUCCUACCCCGCGGGCUCCUGGGGCCGCGAGACCAGUCCGACCAGCCCAGAGGCCUACUGGGUCCAGCCCCUGGUCAACGCCCACAAGCACGGCAACAUCGUGCGUCACUACCCGUCCUACGAGGACUUCAUGGGCUCCAGGAACCACAAGGACUUUCCCGUGGCACCCUCCCACUCCGCAGCCAACGCCAUCCAGGGCCCGGGCAGCCUUCUGUACGGCGGGGCCUUCUUCUACCAGUGCCUCAACACUGGGGAGCUGUGCCGCUUCGACCUGCAGACGCUCGCCACCACGCGCCACGCGCUGCCCGGGGCCGGCUUCAACAACCAGUUCCCCUACUGCUACUACAGCUGCCGCGACUGGACCGACAUGGACCUCUCCGCCGACGAGAGGGGCCUGUGGGUGAUCUACGCCACGCAGGAGAGCCACGGCAACGUGGUGGUGAGCCUCCUGGAGGCCCAGUCGCUGAACGUCACGCACACCUGGAGCACGCGCCUCUUCAAGAAGUCCAUCACCAACGCCUUCAUGGUGUGCGGCGUGCUCUACGCCACCCGCUACAUCGACCGCUACCGCGAGGAGGUGUUCUACGCCUUCGACACGGCCACCGGGCGGGAGGACAACACCCUCGCCUUGCCCCUGGAGAAGAUGGCGGACGGCGUGGCCAACCUGCACUAUAACCCGGCCGACCACCGCCUGUACAUGUACAAUGAUAAUUACCUGCUGGCUUAUGAGGCCCAUUUCUAGAGCGAAGCUCCUUUUUUAAAUUUUUAUUAAAAAUAUAUUUUAUUGUGUGUGUUGUUGUGACUGUAAUGUAAAUGCGUGGGUCUUAGGUGUUACUAACACAGUUGCUGAGUGGAAUCUCUUUGAUGUGGGGUGGUAGUGACCAAAACAACUAUUUUGGCAGUAGAAAUAUUUGCUUUUAUUGUUGGUAGAGUAAGAUAUAUACAGGAGGUCAGAAAACAGGAAAUGUGCAAAUGUGCACGUGCGAGUGUGUGGGUGAGAGUGUGUGUGUCUGUGUGUGUGUGUGAGUGUGUGUGUCUGUGUGUGUGUGUGUGUGUGUCUCUCUGUGUGUGUGUGAGUGUGUGUGUCUCUGUGUGCACGUGCGUUUGUGUGUGUGAGAGUGUGCGUGUCUCUGUGUGUGUGUGCGAGUGUGUGUGUCUCUGUGUGCACGUGUGAGUGCUCUGUGUGUUUCUCUCCGUCUCUCUCUUCGUGGCACACUUUACUGGAGGGGUGGUUGCCUAAAGAAGAAACAGAAUUUCCGAUUAGAAAGCUUUGAGUGGCAUACAUCAACCACUCCAUUUCAGUGCUUUUUCUCCAGGACUUAUUUUGACAGCUGUACCUGCCUGAUCUCUGGCCCCUCCUCUGUCCUGCAUGACCCCUCCUCUGUAGUGUCCACCGACUCCGCCCCCGAAUCAUCAGCCACUCUGUAGUCCUGUUCGUCUAAAGAUGACAGAAUAUAUAUGCAGUCAGGUCCAGAAUUAUUGGCACCCUUGAUAAAUAUGUGUGAAAAUACUGUAAACUAAAACAUAAUACAGCUAUUGACAUAAGCUUUAUUUUCCAAGCUGCCAAGUAGUGCGCUUUAUGAAUGAUUCAAUGGAAUCAACAAAAGUUACAUUUUAAAUAAAAUCAGCAAUUGGUUUCGCAAU